AUGCAUGCGGCCCUCGUCAACUCGUGGGGAUCCCCCCCGACCUACACCACCACCGCCGACCUCCCGCCGCCGUCUCCGACCCAGAUCCGCCUGCGGGUUCUCGCCGCCGGCGUCCACCGCCUGGUCCUCUCUCGCGCCACCGGGAAGCACUACACAUCGACGACGCUCCCACACCUCCCCGGCGCCGACGGCGUCGGCGAGGAUCCGACGACAGGGCAGCGCUACUACUUCUCCGCGCUCGCCACGGGCUCCUUUGCCGAGUUCGUCAACAUCGAGCGCGACAUGCUUGCCCCCUUGCCCGAGACCGCCGACGCCGUCGCCGUCGCGGCCUACACGAACCCCGUCAUGAGCAGCUGGAUGGCCUUCGCAGCGCGCACUGCCGCGGCAACGGCAGUGCGGGAGCCCGGGUUUUCGGUGGCGAUCCUGGGCGUCACGAGCGCGAGCGGGAGGGUCGCGGUGGACGUCGCGCGCUCAAAAGGCGCCGGGAGGGUCAUUGGGAUCGCGCGGAACGCGGCGGCCAUGGCGGAGAUGGAGCUCGAUGAGCGGAUUGUCCUCCUCGCGGGGGGGGAGACGGACUGGUCGAAGCUGGGAGAGGUGGACGUUGUGUUGGACUACGUCUAUGGCCCCCCAGUCGUCGAACUGCUCAAGGCGCUGCCCGCCUCGGAGAGGGAAGUACAGUUCGUCCAUGUUGGCUCCGUGUCCGGCGACGGGGAUAUCAGUCUUCCCGGGGCCGUUCUGAGGGGUAAGAGGGUUGCGAUCCGGGGAGCCGGUCCGGGGAGCUGGACGAUGGCGGAGUAUGCGAAGGAGCUUGGAGGGAUGGUGGGUGUGAGCUCGGGGUUGAAGGGGGACAACGUUACUGUGAUUGGGUUUAAGGAUGUUGAGAAGGGCUGGACAGAAGCUGGGAUCGGAAAGAACAGGGUUGUGUUUGUGAGUGAAGAUCUUUUGAGUCGUGAUGAGAUCUAA
Molecule: messenger RNA, 963 nt
Organism: Colletotrichum destructivum
Lineage: Eukaryota; Fungi; Ascomycota; Sordariomycetes; Glomerellales; Glomerellaceae
Product: Putative GroES-like superfamily, NAD(P)-binding domain superfamily
Exons: 1
Coding region: 1-963 (320 amino acids)
Cellular component (GO): mitochondrion
Molecular function (GO): oxidoreductase activity
Source: RefSeq, a predicted model, not a curated record